AUUAUCUUUGCAUAGACAGCAGUGAAAAAAGUAUCUUGGUCUGUUUCCUCAGUGAUCACUUUUAACUCUAAGCACAAAGGAAGUCCCAAAGAGUGGUAAGGCAGAAGGAGGAACCAAGCCAAGCCAAAGGAGUUAAUCAGUGAAGAACAUACUGAGUUACCGCAGAAAUCAAGUGACGUGGAAAGAAAUGCUGGCUGGAAUGAAGCAUUUGUACCCAAAGAUGCUUGUGGGUUAGACAUACUACAGAAUGAUGAAAAGCCUGAACCAUGGAUGCAAAAUCUGGCAUUAGUUGUUUUACAAAAUGGGGUACUAUGUAUGUCCUGCUGCUCCCUAUCAUACUGGCCAUGGCAGUAAUGGGGUCAUCUCUUGCAAGACAGACCAAUCAAAAUAAUUCUAUGCAGCGCCAUGGCAACAUUUCCAUCAGAUCUGUGACAGUGAACAAGGUUACAUCUCAGUUGGCAGAAGGUAAAGUGAAUAAGUCUGCAGUAAUUGGCACAGCUGUUGUAUUGGAUUGCCCUCAUCACAUAUAUGACCUGGCAGUAUGGAAUGUAUACUUACAUAAUGGAAUGUGGUGCCAUUUAUCAUACAGGACUGAUGAAUGGCAGGAAAGCAAAAACUGCAGCGAGGAUACAAAUUGGUUAUCUAGACCAGAGCACCUGCCUUCUCUUCAGAUAAAGUCAGCCCAAAUUUCCAACGAAGGAUUAUACCGAUGUUCUAUUUCAGAUACUAAUGGAACUUUCUUCUUUUCAUACUAUCUAACAGUGUUAGUGCCUCCCAAAGUGUCUUUGAGUUAUAACGUCAAUGGCAAUCCUAUGUGCAAGGCAACUGCUGGAAAACCAGCUGCACAGAUUUCAUGGAUCCCGGCAGGAGAUUAUAAAACGAAACCUGAAGUCUCACUUAAGGGCACAGAGACAAUCAUCAGUGAAUACUAUGUCACCAAUGCCACUCAGGAUGACAUAGCUUGUAUCGUCUCACAUCCUGCCUGGGAAAAGUCCCAUGUCUUCAAUCUCUCAUUAGCCAUGAACAAUGCAGGAAGGACAGAUCUUACGCGAAUUCUCUAUAGCAGCCUCAUUUGUCUCCUGGGAAUCUUCAUGCUUCUACUUUUCAUUUACCUAUGGAGGGUCUUCCGUGGAAGAAAAACAGAUGUCACUGUUCUGAAAAUCCCUGAAACAAUUUCAACACGACUGAGCUUCCAGGAGAGUGAUACACAACCAUAUGCCACCUUUGUGCAAGUGGAAAAUGUGAUCUAUGACAAAGCAAGUGACUUCUCACCGGGAUUUUCAAGUUCAACAUGAGCCAUCAAUUAGGCCAAGCUUUGUGAAGAUGUGUUAAAAGUGGGGGGAAACCCCUACUUAGUAACAGUGAAGACGGCAUGCUAUUUCUUUAAAGAGACCUUCCUUCCCACUGAACAUGGAAACAAUUUGGUUUGUGCACCUAAGUUGCAUCAUCAACAGCCCAUUGUCUCUAACAUUACAUUUGCUCCUGUCACUGUCAUUGGUUGCAAAGCCAGAGUUCGCUGUCUUCUGUGCAAAAGGAAAUGCUCAACUCACUGUGCAGAAAGUUUGUGGGUUGGAGCAAAAGGGGGUUGCCGCUUCCAGGUCUGGAACUGCCUCAGCAUAGUGUUGUUUUUCUCCAUCUCAGGAAUCUGUGUAUCUGGUGUGAUCCCGGGGAAGGCACAAGUUGCCAGGCAAGGAGUUUGAAUCUGCUUUGAGCUCAUUGCCUGGUGGGCUCAACUAAAAUGAUGUGCAUGAGAGGCUUCACUCUGGUUGGGCAGAAUGUUCAUGGUAGUAACCUUUGGAGCAUUACCACACCCACCCUUUAUUACAAUUGUUCUCCUUUUGUUAUUCUGCAGCUGCUUUUAUGUGUUUCGGUCAUUGUCAUACUUUUGGAGGGAGCAGUUGGCAUGGUUCUGAAUCUGGGACCUUGAGCACCAGUGCUCCCUUUGGGCACUGUGAAAGUUGGCGGUUCUCUUAUGGGACUCAGGGUGCACCUGAUCCAGCACAAGAGGCAAAAGGUGUUCUGGCAGCUCCUGGUGAUGGGGGAGGAUUAUGCCCGGCUUAUCCACCCUCAUAGUUGUUUUCUUGUCAUCCCAAAUGUUUCAGCUGAUGGCUGGAGAUUCAGGAUAAUUUAUCAGCAGGUGAGUUGGUUGAUGCUCAGAUCCACAACCUAUGUGUUUGAAGGAACCCCUUUUACUGCUGUAACCAAUAAAAAUGUUGCCUUAUUUAUCCAUCAAAA
Messenger RNA from Anolis carolinensis (green anole), 2235 nucleotides. RefSeq names its product CD200 receptor 1 (gene cd200r1). Gene Ontology annotation, molecular function: signaling receptor activity. NCBI's taxonomy places the organism in Eukaryota, Metazoa, Chordata, Lepidosauria, Squamata, Anolidae. Gene Ontology annotation, cellular component: external side of plasma membrane. The transcript has 7 exons. The record is from RefSeq and is a predicted model, not a curated record. Bases 267 to 1295 code for a protein of 342 amino acids. Gene Ontology annotation, biological process: regulation of neuroinflammatory response.